This is a messenger RNA of Eucalyptus grandis, 1315 nucleotides long. RefSeq lists its product as uncharacterized. The transcript is spliced from 2 exons. The coding region runs from base 92 to 964 and encodes 290 amino acids. NCBI's taxonomy places the organism in Eukaryota, Viridiplantae, Streptophyta, Magnoliopsida, Myrtales, Myrtaceae. The record is from RefSeq and is a predicted model, not a curated record.
CGAUGCUCUCAUCAUCAUCAAUCAUCAUCAUCAUCACCGAAACUUUUCACUUCGCAAAGCUCGCACUCUCAGACUUCACUGCUGAAACAAGAUGGUGUCGCCGAGCGAUCUGAUGGCGUCCCUGAAAGCCCUGCUCGUGUCGGCCGGCGCGGUGUCCAUUGCCGCCGCAGCCCUCAGAGCCUCUGUCCCAUCGACCUCCGCCGACACUCUGGCGGCGCUCCUCUCAUGCUUCAGGCCUCCGUACCACUUUGUCGUUGUCAACAGCAUCAUCAUCGCCAUCGCCGUCACCUCCAGGUGCUUCCACCACCCGCAGCCGGAGGCGGCCGCCGCCCCGGGGAGGAUCGGGGUCGUGGAGGUAGCGGAGGCUGCGCCGGUGACAGAGGUGGAGGCGGAGGCAUUCGAUGAGUCUAAGGAUUUCGAGGAGAAGAGAGUGGAGGUGGUGGUGGAGGGGAACGGCGGGGGAUUCGGCGGCGGAGAUGGAUAUAACGGUGGCUGCGAAGGGGAGAGGAAGGUGGCGUCCGGGAGGUCCGCAUCGGCGCCACGGAGGCAAGUGGACGCGUCGGAGAAAGCUCUGGUUUCGCCGAGGCUUGUCCGCCGGAAAGCUGCCAACGGCGACCGCCUUCAAGGGGGCGAAACUUUGAGAAAACCCAUGAGGAGAUCCAACGAAAGUAUGGAGAACAUAUGGAAAGCGAUAGUUGAGGCGGGUGCGGGGAAAUCGACGAUAUGGCCCGUGAAAGUAAACGAUACCGACCGUCAGAUCAGCUUGCUGGGGUCACCGUCGCCGUCUUCGAUACGAAAAUCAGCGACGUUUAGGGAUCGCACCAACCAGCUGAGGAAGGAGCUGAGCCCGGACGAGCUCAAUCGCCAGGUCGAGGCAUUCAUCAACAAGUUCAACAAAGAAAUGAGGCUACAGAGACAAGAGUCAUUAAAUCAAUUAAAGGAGACGAUCAGUCGUGGAACGUAGGGCCGUAGAAUUCGCCAAAGGAGUGAGCAAAGUGAAACGUUUGACAAGAAAAAUGAGUUUCUUUUUUUUUUUUUUGUGAAAAUAUAGUGGGAGGAAAUGAUUUUUAUUUUAUUUUUUUCAUUUUCCCUUGGGACCUAAGUUUGUGAAAAUUAUUUCUAAGAGUCAUACUAUAGUUAGGUCCAAAAAACAGUUGUAAUUAUUUCUUUGUUCUUUGUUCUUUGGAUGCCAUAUAUUUUAUAAGGGCCUUUGUGGGUUGGUGCAAGUUCUUGUACAGGAAAGAUAGAAAUACCAGAUAUGUUGAUUCAAUGUUGAAAUGGAAAAGGAAUAUCUUUACUUUCUUUAUUUUCUUUA